UUUGCUUUCAGUGGCAUCAGCAAUUAUCCACCAUACUUACUUUAAAUUCUUUCUGCUUUUUGAUGCAAGAAUUGAAAAUUUGUCAUCAGUGAGCCAUGCAUUUAUAAUAAAUUAUCGAUUUAUUGUGGUGAAUUUGAGUUUUAUGCUAAGAUCAGAAAUUAUUUUAUAAAAUCGCUGGUAUUAUUUUAUUCUUGGUAAAUUUUAACAAAUUAUACAUUCACAUAAGCAUGGAUUCAGGAUUAGAGCAAAGUAUGAAUGCUCUCAAGCAAGAUCUCAUUGCUCUUGAGGCCAAUAGACGGGUAUAUGUUCAUGAGAAGUAUAUUAAAGACGAAAUUCGAUUAUCAGAAUGUAUUGAUGAUAUCUUAGACUUGCACACAGAAGUGUUCCUGAUUCCUGAAACUAAGAAGAAGCCAGACGAAAUGAAGAAUGGACAUGCCUGUUCAAGUAAUAAAACAAAGCACACUGCGAGUGAAACGGGUGACUUGCGAAAUAAGUCAGAAGAUUCUUCGAAAAAACCAUUUUGCAUUAUGGAAAUCCCAGAACACUCUGCGAUCGAAUCGGAUGAUUUUGAGGGCGAAUCUCAGAAUACUGACGAUAAUACAAGAAACGACGAAUAUGAAUUGGGGAAGAAGGCUUUCAUAGAUCUCAUUAAAGAUAAGGAGAUAGAAAUGUCUCGGUUAGUAAAGACUUUGAUAGACAAAUUUGUUCAUUUCUCGGGCAAACUUGAAGCCGUGAAAGAUGAGAAAUAAUUUCGGAAGCCAGAAGUCAAGAAAUGAAAGCUAGCCCAAAUAUCAUACAUUUUUGUGA
Molecule: messenger RNA, 807 nt
Organism: Argiope bruennichi
Lineage: Eukaryota; Metazoa; Arthropoda; Arachnida; Araneae; Araneidae
Exons: 2
Coding region: 228-749 (173 amino acids)
Source: RefSeq, a predicted model, not a curated record